Messenger RNA from Drosophila teissieri, 1295 nucleotides. Its product is annotated as proteoglycan 4. NCBI's taxonomy places the organism in Eukaryota, Metazoa, Arthropoda, Insecta, Diptera, Drosophilidae. Bases 1 to 1230 code for a protein of 409 amino acids. The transcript is spliced from 2 exons. The record is from RefSeq and is a predicted model, not a curated record.
AUGAAGUUCGCUGUUGCCCUGUGCCUGCUCUUGGCCACCAGUGGCUAUGCCCUGGUUCCCAAGCAUCCCGCUGACCUCGUUUCCAUGUUGGCCCGCCAGCAGUUCGCAGUGCGCACUUUGAUGGCCGCUCCCGAGCCGCGUGAUGAAUCGACCCUGAUCAAUGACUGCUUCAACCACUACCUGGAGGACCAGACCAACGUGAUCAUGGGCUACAACCUGCAGUACACCGGAUGUCUGAGGAGCGCCCAAACUGGCCGCGACGAGCUCACCAAGGAGAGCGCCUCGGAGCGCCAGGCCCUCCUGGAUCGCACCAACAGCAUGUGCUACAGCCUGACCCAGUGCGAUACCCUCGUGGAUGGCCUGGAGUUCUUCGACUGCUACCGCAAUGCCUCCUCCGACAGCUACAAGGUUAUGUUCACCCUGAACAGUGACUCCAGCCUGGACUUCAACCGCAUCAGUGCCAAGUACCAAGUGAUCGAGACCGAUCUUACCGCCUGUGUGGAUGCGGCUCGCUUGGAUUACGCCCACGAUAUGGACUCGUGCGACGAGAAUCUGACGGUCUGCUUGAAGGGAGGCGAGACUGAGCCCACCACUACUCCUGAGGCUCCUGUGACCACCACUACUCCUGUGGCUCCAGUGACCACCACUACUCCGGAGGCUCCAGUGACCACCACUACUCCGGAGGCUCCAGUGACCACCACUACUCCUGAGGCUCCAGUGACCACCACUACUCCUGAGGCUCCAGUGACCACCACUACUCCUGAGGCUCCAGUGACCACCACUACUCCUGAGGCUCCAGUGACCACCACUACUCCUGAGGCUCCAGUGACCACCACUACUCCUGAGGCUCCAGUGACCACCACUACUCCUGAGGCUCCAGUGACCACUACUCCUGAGGCUCCAGUAACCACCACUACUCCUGAGGCACCAGUGACCACUACUCCUGAGGCUCCAGUGACCACCACUACUCCUGAGGCUCCAGUGACCACUACUCCGGAGGCUCCAGUGACCACCACUACUCCUGAGGCUCCAGUGACCACCACUACUCCUGAGGCUCCAGUGACCACCACUACUCCUGAGGCUCCAGUGACCACCACUACUCCGGAGGCUCCAGUGACCACUACUCCUGAACCUACUACCACUAGCGAGCGCCCACCUGAGGAAGAUAUUAACAGAUCCUCGCGUUUCGGUCAGAGGAGGUCGUGGAACCUGUUUAAGCGCUUCUUCUAAUCGUGAGGAACUUUUAAUUAUUUAUUGCAUACACUGAAAAAAUUCGAGAACCGCGGAAGUCAUAA